CUACAGGAAGGUUCUCACAUGACUGCGUUCUUGUGACUCGCAUUUAGUCUACUUCAAUAAGUCGAAUGAGUUUAAUGGCGAAGUGAAACAAAAAACGUUAAGAAAUAGACAGUGCAAAACUGAAUCGACCUAACACAAAGUUAUAGUUUUGUUACUAUUUUUAAGCCGGUUUGCCAAAUUAGCCGGCUAGUUAACUGCUUUCCAGUGGAAGUUACUAGCUGACUAGCUAUCAAGUUCGCUUCUGUUCUGUUGAACGACAGCUUCGCAAACUGGUUCGCAGGGAGAGAGAAGAGGGAUGGAAAAGGAAGGAGCGAGGGGGGCUGAAGAGGGCUGCCUUUGAGAAACGAGUCACUGGAUUUUCCAACCCUCAUGGCUGAAGCCGCUACACCGGAUCCGCGAUGGUGCUGUUACUUCUUCCUCUACGAUGGGUCAAAGGUCAAGGAGGAAGGUGACCCAACGAGUGCAGGCAUCUGCUACUUCUACCCGACAGAGACAGCAGCGGACCAGCAGGACCUGUUGUGCGGGCAGCUAGCUGGUGUGUGCCGAUGCGUGUCCGAACUUUCCUGUUCCCCCGUGCGACUGCUCCGGCUGCGCAGACGCAAGUUUGCAGUUUGCACAAGAGGGGACUUCCUGUGGGCACUAGGAUGUGCAGUAGACAUUCCAGACAUCAGUAUCCAUGGCUUUCUGGAGCAGCUCAUAGGUCUCUUCUGUUUUUACAAUGGCCCUGUUCGAGAGAGCUACCAGCUUCGCAGUAAGGAGGAGUUGGCAGCACAGUGGGGGAAGUACCUCUCUCACCUGCAGGGCGGCGCCACCGAGCUCCAUCACAUCUUCAGCUCCCUGCGCACCAUUGAUUCAACACAUAUUGACCCUCUGCUCCUGCUGAAGGCUGCUCUUAUUCUUCAAGCAUGCCAGCGCUGCCCCCUGGUGUUAGCAGGGUGUAUACUGUACUGUGGCAGGGUUGUCAGCACACAGAUGCCCCCUGACCUUACGGCAAAAGUGCUGGUUCACGAGACCGAGGCAUACAGCCAGGAUCUGGCCAAUGGGGUGACUCCUACGGAGAGCAACGUUACUUCCAUUCCUGUGUUCCUGACUCCCUCUGAGCUCCAUGCUCUACGGUGCCCCCCUGUGGACUGGGCAUGCAGGUCUCACUGCCUACCUCUGCAAGCUAACCACACCAAGAAGUCCCGCCUGUCGCGAACACUGUCCGACACACCUGAUCCUGAAUCCGGCCUGGACACCACGUACCGCACCUCAGACUCCCACCAGACGGUGCCUUGCUCCACUCCCUCCUCCGUCUCAGACGACCCGUGCUUCAGGCCGAGCCCCUCCCUGUCGGUCUUCGGCGAUGCCCCUUUCUCUCAGGACCACUCGGGGUCAUGUGAUCAGGUCCUAGCCAACGGGACGCUGCAGCCAAGCAUGCAGGAGAGAUCAGGGGCACAGGAGCAGGACGAGGAGAUCUUGGGGGCCCCUCUUCCUGCUCCUCCCCUCAAGGAUGAAAAUGGGGAGGACUGUGAGUCACGUGACAAUGGUCAUCAGGGGGGAGGCGGUGACAGCGACAGUUCAAAGCAACAGGACGGAUGUGGAGAACAGGGACAGCCUGCUAACGAAGAGCCUGGAAACGAAACUGGGCCGCAGGGACCCAGACAACGGAGUGAUGAAGAGCAGCUGGAAAAGAUUGACCGGCAGGAGCCAAAUGAUAAUAAAGGAGGAAGUGAGCAGGAUGGUGGCAGAAAAGGAGAGGAGAUGGGCAGGAAUACUGAGCAUAGGCUCAGGGGUACAGGGGUAUGGGGGGUUUGCAGUGAGGAGUCCCAGAACAAUGAGAGCAUCCAAGGAGGCAAGACCCCACCCUACACGCCUGCCCUUGGAGCCCUACCACCCCCCCUGGUAGCCAUGGCACUGUAUCAGCACAGGGUGCGAGGGCUGGUGCUGGCUCUGCUGGUGGAGCCAAACUUCCAGAGUGAUGCCGCGGCCAUGGAGGAAGUGCAUUACAGCAGCCUGGCGUCCCUAAACGGGCUGGAGGCCCACCUGCGCAGCACCACGGCAGGGACCCCAGGGCCCCCCGGGGGGUACACCUUCGCACACCAUGACUGCCUGCAGAACACGCUGACCACCAACCUGUCUGGGGGGGCGGGCGGGCCCCUGGAGCGCUCCUUUGUGAGGGCCACCUCUCUGCUGCACUCCCAUUUCUCUCAAGCUGUCACCCUGCAGGAGGCCAUUGUCAGGAAUGCGGGGUCGGCUGUUUACGGGACCCGCAGUACGGCCCAGGAAACGUACUUCCUGCAACAGGGGGCCACGGUGAGGAACUCCGGAGUGCCCAACCCCCAGGACAGCGCCUUCUCCCUGCCCAGCAAAGCCCGGCACCGUCUGCUGAAGCACGGCGUCAACCUGCUGUGACACGGCGCUGAGAGCCGGGUCCCGCAUCAUUUCCUGCUCCGGGCAUGCUGUCACUCACGCCUACGCACUCUUAUAGUCCUUUAAGUUAUUACCUGUCUGUCAAACAUGUAUAUAAUGUACCCGCAAACAUGCUGUAAUACUCCGAAAUGCUGAAGAGCUAUUUCUUCUGUUACACACUUUUUUUCUCUCCAGUGCACUUCAACAGGUAUCUUUUCUUUUUACAUUUAUAACUAAGAGAGAAGGAGGCAGUCACAAAGUUUGUUGAGAGGCAGUGGUUUUCAAAAGCAAUCCUCGCUAUGAAACUGCCACCAUGGCUGAGGUGACUGAAGAUGUGUGAUGAUUAUCAGAAAUCUGAACUAAGCAUGGCUGCAGUAAAAAGGUUGACAGAAAUAAAAUCAUGUUGACAGAAAUAAAGCAAAGGAUGAGACAAGAUGCCUACAAUGCUGAAACCUCAAUAAAGCAAAAUAAACGAUGCUGUUACUUGA
This is a messenger RNA of Anguilla anguilla (European eel), 2879 nucleotides long. It is a transcript of the gene hps4, whose product is annotated as HPS4 biogenesis of lysosomal organelles complex 3 subunit 2. Lineage: Eukaryota; Metazoa; Chordata; Actinopteri; Anguilliformes; Anguillidae. The record is from RefSeq and is a predicted model, not a curated record. Bases 370 to 2394 code for a protein of 674 amino acids. The transcript is spliced from 13 exons. Gene Ontology annotation, biological process: vesicle-mediated transport.